This is a messenger RNA of Tachysurus vachellii, 1432 nucleotides long. RefSeq names its product WD repeat domain 73 (gene wdr73). Gene Ontology annotation, biological process: cytoplasmic microtubule organization. NCBI's taxonomy places the organism in Eukaryota, Metazoa, Chordata, Actinopteri, Siluriformes, Bagridae. Gene Ontology annotation, cellular component: cytosol; spindle pole. The record is from RefSeq and is a predicted model, not a curated record. Gene Ontology annotation, molecular function: protein binding. The coding region runs from base 254 to 1378 and encodes 374 amino acids. The transcript has 8 exons.
UCUAUUUAACAACACACGCUGUUUUAAUCUAUACGGACCUUCUAUAAGUGCACUUUGUAGGGUAUAUAAUAAUAAUAAUAAUAAUAAUAAUAAUAAUAAUAAUAAUAAUAACAACAACCUUUAUCUUGAGGACUGUUUGGUAUUGAGUCCUUAGUUACAUUCACUAAACUACAGUAUUGUCUCAACUUGUUUAUUAUAUUUAUUCAAAGUGAGUCAAUAAGAGUCAGAGAGGAAAUCUCUUGAUAAUAACAUCAUGUCAUGUGAUGAAGAAGAAGAAUGGUUUAUGCAGUCAUUAACCCUCUACACAGACCUGCAUGUAUUUCAGCUCGAGCAUCCAACAAAAACAAUUGAGUGGACUGGCGAAAAAAGUGUAUGUGUUGCAGGCUACUCGUCUGAGAAGAAUGAAAUUUUAGAGCUGCUGUUGCCUUUGAAAUUAUAUGCAAAGAGGAACCAGGGUCUAUGUCCGGAGCGGGACUUUAAAGUGCAGCAUGGUGGAUUCAGCGAUGAGCCGAUUGAGUGUCUCAGACAUAUCUUUGGUAAACGAUGUGUUGUGACCAGCGGACAAUGUACUUCCAAACUCCAGGUUUGGGACAUUGGAGAUGAUGAUAAUGAUGUGAUGAAGAGGACAGGAGUUAUAAAUUGCAGUCACACAUCAGCCACGGGCAGAAAACUUGCUUCUGGUUUCACCGAGGAUGCUUCUGUUCUUCAUGGCUCUACAAUCCACGAUGUUCAACACACUGAUGUAGCCUCAGGGAAAAUGCUUUAUGCAGUAGAAACGGACUCCUUGGAUGUAGUGAGCGGUCUACAGUUUGUGAAUACAAGUACAUUUAGUAUUUGUGCAACUAAUGGCACUUUGUACAUGGGAGACUUAAGAGAUCAAAAGGUCAGUUGUUAUGCUCUCUCAGAGAAUACGACUGGCUCACAGUGGGCUUUUGGAUUGAGGACAGCUGAGCCACAGUGUGACCCUGCAUCAUGCACUGUAGCAAGACUUUCCUCCUCUGGUCAGGUAAUCAUAUCUGAUCUCCGAAACCCAAGCACUGUAGUCGGACAAGCCCAGCUUAAUCUGCAGCAAAAUCAUCUCAGUAAUGAGUUUUUGACAGUUACAUGGGCUCCUGCUCUAGAUAACCAUCUCGCUGUAUCAGGAUUUGAUGGAACAGUGCAAAUCUUUGACACACGAAGCUGGAGCAUUGAAUCACAGACGCAUCAGCCCAUAUUUGUGCACCGUGGUCACAACUUUUCAUGUGAAGAAAAUGCUGAUACCUCUCUUCUGACUACUCAUGUGUGGCAUCCACGGCGACCAAGAACCUUGCUCUCUGCAGCUUCAGAUGGAUCUAUACAUGUUUGGGACUGGGUGGAUAAUGAGAGUUUAAUAAAAUGACAAAAGAGAAUUUGAUCCCUUUUAUUAUUUAAAGAAAAGAGAUUUUUCAAGUUA